CGCGGCUCCUCCUCCCUCCCCGCCCUCCUCGCAGGCCCGGGCGGAGCCACUCGGGCGCCCGGACGCGCAGGAAGGCGGGCAGGCGGAGGGUCAAAGAUGAGAAAACUGAUAGCUGAGUUACCACAGCUGUAAACUGCAUCUUGUUCAGAAGUUGCAUGAUGCUGAUCAAACAUUUGGCACACCAGGCACACAGAUUUCAGAAGCUGCCCUCUUGUCAAACUUACAGGCACCUCUGGGGAUGGCUGAAUGCAGUUUUUAACAAAGUAGACUAUGAACGGAUUCAGGCUGUUGGUCCAGACAGAGCAGCCUCGGAAUGGCUCCUGCGCUGUGGGGCGCACGUGCGCUACCAGGGCCUCGAUAAAUGGCAGCAAGAUUACAAUGGACUCCCUACAGGACCGUUAGGGAAGUACAAGAUACAAGCGAUCGAUGCCACAGAAUCUUGCAUCAUGAAACAGGGAUUUGAUCAUCUGGAUGGCCUGGAGCACGUUGAGGAAAUCAAGUUUUGUAAGUGUAUGUAUCUCCAGGAUGAAUGCUUGCAGCGGCUCAGCGAGAUCCAAAACUUACAGAGAAGCCUACUGCGUCUGUGGCUAAUUUCCUGUGGGAAUGUCACAGACAAAGGCAUUGUUGCUCUCCAUAAACUCAGUAAUCUGCAGUAUUUGUUCCUGAGUGACCUGCCUGGGGUAAAAGAGAAGGAAACGACUGCACAGAUCCUUAGGAAAUCAGUGCCCUCACUGGAGUUGGAAUUAGACCUGGAAUAAAAGGAAAUUCCACGUUA
Eublepharis macularius is the source of this 775-nucleotide messenger RNA. It is a transcript of the gene DMAC2L, whose product is annotated as distal membrane arm assembly component 2 like. Lineage: Eukaryota; Metazoa; Chordata; Lepidosauria; Squamata; Eublepharidae. Bases 156 to 758 code for a protein of 200 amino acids. The transcript is spliced from 5 exons. The record is from RefSeq and is a predicted model, not a curated record.